Molecule: messenger RNA, 644 nt
Organism: Fusarium graminearum PH-1
Lineage: Eukaryota; Fungi; Ascomycota; Sordariomycetes; Hypocreales; Nectriaceae
Exons: 2
Coding region: 77-454 (125 amino acids)
Biological process (GO): translation
Cellular component (GO): ribosome
Molecular function (GO): structural constituent of ribosome
Source: RefSeq, a predicted model, not a curated record
CACCAACUCGUCCGUAUCAAUCCAUCAUCAGCCGCAGUCUAUUGAGCGCUGCGUGCUGACGAUCGCAAUGAACACAAUGUUCUCUUCAAUCACGCGCCUCGCGCGCCCCGUCUUGGCCAAGUCUCUGGCUCAAUCGCCCAGGACAUUCACAACCCUCGUCCCUCUGCGACCUUCUCUAACCCCCAUGAACGGCGCAAUCCGAAGAAGUGUUCUCCCGUCAAGCUUCACUCCCUCAGUGGCCGCCUCAGCCGAUAUCGUGCCCUCAAGCGCCAUCACAGAACACCCCGCGUUGGGCGGCAUGCAAAUCCGCUGCGGACCCCGAAACACUAUGAACGGACACACCAGACUCGUGCAGAAGCGCAGACAUGGCUUCCUCGUCCGAAAGCGAAGCAAGACGGGCAGGAGGAUUCUACUCAGGAGGAAGAUCAAGGGCCGAAGGAACAUUGCCCAGUAGGCCACCCAUGCCUACUGAGACAUUUAGGAGGUUGGAUGACACGUCAAUGAAGUCGCAGCGGCAUAUGUACGAUACGGGAAAGGGGUAGAGGACGGUGGUUCUGGGGGAUCCAGAUGUCUCUCAGCCACCCUCGUGUGUUACGAAAUCUGUACAAAGACUACCAAAAAAAAACAAAAGAUCUUGCACACUA